GAGCAUAGAGUAUAACUAUGGACAUAGAAACUGGAGAAACAUUGCUUUAACUGUGCGAGUGCUCUACAUCCCUGUCCAUUUUGUCUAUCUAUAAUAUAAAGACCUAUUCUGCUAAAUUCCUAAUGUUUGAGUGCGUUUAGUUCUGCCUGAGCCGUACCUUUUAUACGCUAACAAGAGAUUUUGUUUUCAAGCGAGUCUCGGCCAGUUUCCACUCAUCAGUUAAGUCUCUGGAGUCUCUAAGAACAGCUAGAGAUGGUGAAGGUCAUCACCUGCUUUCUGUAACACACUUACAGGAAAGCGCAAUCUGCCCUUUUUAUGAUUGGAAAUAUAUUCCCAAUAAUAAUUCUUAUGCUACUGUAAGUUACAAUAAUUGUCACAAUAGUAGAAAGCAAACGGCACAAUUCGUAUUCCACCUCAUCGGAACGGCUCGUGAGUUCGAUUUGAACGCGGGUCGAAAUGUUUAACAGCCUCCGUACCGUUCACUCGAAUUAGCCGGCUAGUAACGUGCGCUGUCUUUUUUUUACUAGGUCAUACGCCAUAUUAGAACAGUCCCUUUGUUGAUGGGAAUGUGAGGAGAAGUUUAUUACCGUCAUUACCACCGCUUCAUAAUCCACCUGGCAGGAGUCCUUUAUUUUAUCUGCGAGGGGAAAAUAGCUUGGAAAGCUCUCUGAGAGUAAAGUGUUUACAGCAAGGGUGAUGCAAAUUGGGGCAGGGUAUUUUGUUCUGUUAUGAAUCCUAUUUCGGUUUGUUAUUGCUGAAAUCCUAACCCCUUGAUGCUGUAGCCACCCACAACUUAAGUCUUUAAAGACACCAGAUACCCGGCUUGGAUGCGAUCGCUCGUUAACAUCACAAGAUUCCUGCUGACGUUCCGCCAGGCCACGAACGCAGACUCCGUCACUUUAGCUUUCGGUGUAGCGAACCGGCGUGUGGUUUACGUUGGAUAACUGACUUGGACACUUUGCUCCGAAUAAAUCUUCUCAAACUAAAGCAAGCCCUUAUACACAGCUGUCUUGACACUGAAAUGAAAAUAUAUAGAUAAAAAUUCCUUAUGUGAUUAUUUCAUAAUUCUACAACUUUAAAAAAAAAAAAAAAAAAAAAAAAAAACCCACACAAGUGUUUUUGUGUCCUGUAGCCUUUUCACAAGGAGAUGAUGUUGUACAAAAGACCACCUCACAAUGAUGAACAGAUAAUCGCCUGUUCAAUCAAUAUCUGUAAAAGAGGGCUGUCUGUCAGAUUAACGCUUCGUACACCGCGGAUCAUAAAUCUCAAAGCUCGGAUUUGUUCUAUGUUCAUCCUCAUUGCGCAGAAGAAUCCACUGCAGUAAUAAAGGAAGCACAAUCUUCACCCAUCAGUCCCCAUUAUGUUUUGUCCAGUCAUUUGUUUUAUCCCCCCCCCAUUUCCUGUUCGUCGUUUGAUCGUUCUUGACCCAUUCACGAGCAGCGGUUUCCCCUAGCAACAUAGAGACAAAUGGAAUAGGAAGAGCUGAAAUGAAUUCAUUCACACAAGCCAAUGGAAGCGAGUCGAAGGCGGAGCUCGGGCUGAAAAGACGUGUUGCCAGCGUGUCACCAUUGACAUGCGUUCUCGCUGUCAGGGUUUACAUGGCAACUGGCACACAGCAGCUCAGGAUUUGUUUAUGUUGGAUACCGGCACAUUUUAGUCCUCUGUCGCCUGGCGAUAACGUCUGCUCUUCUUUUAGAAUGUUAAAACCUUACAUAGGAUCAUAGGAUGAUGUCGAGUGAAGUGAAACCGAAGUAGAUCUUAAAAAGUGUGACGUCCUGCGGUGUAAAAGGACACGGAUCACUUUACACAUCAGUAAAAAAAAAAAUGAAAUGCGAAGAUAGAAUUCAGAUGAAAAGGGUUGAUGGGAUAAAAUCUGUUCGCUUACCGACCGUGUGUGGACUCAGAGGCUUGUUGGAGUUAAGGGAUCCUAAAGGAUAAAGGAAAUCUAUUUACAGCCCUGGAGCAAUAAGAGAGACACAUCCAGCAAGAUGUUGAGAAGUUUACAGACAUUGAAAAACUCUACCUCUACCUUAAGUUGCCUUCUGGUCCCAGCAGCGGUAAUGACAAAAGGACUGAAAAUCAGAGGGGGUCUACAAGUCCUGCAACAUGUGACCAGAAUUCCAUGUCAUCCAGUCGGACGCAACAGAUGUACGCUUUCAACUGGAUUCGGAAUCACUUAGAGGAGCAUCCUGAGACCUCACUGCCUAAACAAGAGGUGUAUGAUGAGUACAAGAGCUAUUGUGACAAUCUUGGCUACCAUCCUCUAAGUGCUGCUGAUUUUGGGAAGAUCAUGAAAAAUGUCUUUCCCAACAUGAAAGCACGUCGCCUUGGAAUGCGAGGAAAAUCUAAAUACUGUUAUAGCGGACUGAGGAAAAAAGCUUUUGUGCAUAUGCCAUCUUUGCCCAACUUGGACUUGCAUAAAUCAGGAGAUGGGUGUGAGCUACUGGAGCCAAGCGGACAGUCUCCCAGCGCUGAGGACGAGAUGCGUUCUGCAGCCUGUGGCUUGGUGUGUGAAUGGGCACAAAAAGUUCUGAGUCGUCAGUUUGACAGCGUGGAGGAUUUAGCACGCUUCUUACUCAACAGCCACUACAUUGGCACUAAAUCCAUGGCUGCACUAACUGUUAUGACGGGAACUCCCACAGGUGUUAAAACGCCCACCCCGGCCUCUGCGUUCGUGCCAACCGGAGACGCCAACUCCUUCCAUCCCCAAAUGAAGACUCUCCCUUCACCCUCUGUUGACACAAAGCAGCAGCUACAGAGAAAGAUUCAGAAGAAACAGCAAGAACAGAAACUUACUUCUCCAUUGCCAGGUGAUGCCCAAGCCAGAAGAGCAGAAGCAGGCACACCGGGCCCAGGGUCUAGCAUCACUUCUGGAAGUCCAGCUUUGUUGUCCUCACAGCCUGCAAUAGGUAUUGUGGUGGCUGCAGUACCAAGCCCCAUCACGGUUCAGAGGAAUAGACAGCUGAUGACUUCUCCGAGUCCAGUCGCAACAACAGAGGGAAAGGUUUUACCGGUUAAUUUCCAAGUGGUAACCCAGUCUGUUAAGCAGUCCCCUAAAACUCCGCAGAAUAUUCCGGCAAGUCCUGUUGGUGACAGGUUAGCCAGGCACAGAUAUGCCCAGAUUCUUCCCAAACCCUCUGCCACAAGCGGCAUAACUCUUCGUUCCCCGCCAACACUUCUAAUUACGAACAGCCCUAUAAAAACAGUGAUGCCCACUCCCCAUGUCAGCUCGGUUAAUGUCGUCAAGAUGACCGCUAUAUCUCUGACACCUAACAAUAGCGGUGGUAGCAACACUCCGACACCAUUACGACCUGCUUCAGCUGGUAUCAGUAGCACCGUUUCCCAGGAAGAGUCUAACCAAUUUCAACCAGCUCAGAACGGCAGCUCGGCUACUUUGUAUACAUCUGGAGCUGGAAGACUCGGCCGUCCCGUCACGACCCCGAUUCCAUCCAUUUCCUCCCUUAGUGAAGUUAGGCUAACAUCUGAAGCUGUGAAUGAUAGUAACUCAUCUGCCGGUGGAGAAAAGCAGAGCACCGCACAAGGGAACAACGUUGGGCAAAAGAAUGAGAGGGCCACUAAAUAUAGGGCUUCCAGUGAACCUUCUCUCCUUGUCAAGGCAUCCCCAGUGCCUGAAAGAGUGACCAGAGCCAAAAGUGACUCUGCAACACCUCCAAGUACAAUCAUAGGGGCAGCUGUCCCAAUUAGCAAUAACAGCAGUGAUCAUCAGGAGAGUACUUUGUAUCUGACUGUUAUGAAUCAGAAUGCUGACAUUGGAUCCAAUGACACCGCUUCACCACCUGGUCAGUCAUUAAAAGAUGUUAGUCUUGGAUUGAAAAGUCCUCGAAAGCGCUCUGCUUCUGUUUUGGAGUCACAUGUGAUCCCAGUUAAAAGGGUGUUUAUAUCCCAGCAGUCUUUGGAUGCCAGCAACAAUCCUAAAACUAGUCUAGUAAUAGCCACAAAGAAGAUACAGAGGCCAGGAACUCCUGCAAGACCAGAGAGUGCUCCAUGUAAAGUCACGCUGAAGCAUAACUCUCUUCCAACACAAAUCCUGGCACUUUCUGAUACUCCCAUUGGAAACACUUCUCAGACUAUUAUAAGCUCUCAGAGCUCUUCACAGGUCGACAUCGGGGACAGCUCUGCUGGACUAAGCCCUACCGAUAUAGACUCUUGUAAUAGCACAUCAUCCGAUCAAACUUUAUUGCAACAAAUUGUGAGCCAGCAACAAGUUACCAUUGCCAUUUCUCAGGAGGCAUCUGCUGUGAGUGAGCUGAAGAGCUCAUUACAAGACUACUCUCAACAGAUACAGGCAGAACAAAAGCAGGUAACUGCUAGCCACUUGCCAUUGAUAGCCCAAGCUCCUGAAGCAUCUGCCCAGUUGACACUCCAGCAAGACAUUGUUGACUUUGAUGGAGCUCAAGCCAGCAUAGACUAUUUCCCCUUCAAUGAUGAUGACAUGACACAAGAUAGCAUAGUAGAAGAGUUAGUGCAGAUGGAGGAGCAAAUGAAACUGAAUAGCAGUCUACAGCCAUACCUUAGUACCCUUGAUUUACCCUUACAAGGGCAGUCAGCUCAAAGCACCAUCCUUUCCUCUCACCAGACUGGCACUCAGUUCUACCACUCCGCACAUAGUAGCACCACUCCAGUACACACUCCUACGCCCACACCGACCCCAACACCGACCCCGACUCCAACCCCUACCUCUGAAAUAUUGCCAGGGGGCCACAGCUUAGCCAGGGAAAGUCCUUGUUGUAGGGUGGCACCUAUUACCCCAGUUGAUGGGAUUUUAGUUGGCCGGCAUACGCCUAUUAGCACGCCGUUGUCCAACUGCAGUAGUAGUGUCCCACCAAGUCCUGUUGAAUGUCGUAAUCCCUUUGCAUUUACCCCCAUUAACUCCAAUAUACCAGGUUAUCAUGAUGGUAGUGUAGUAUCCAGUAGCCCGGUCAAACCCAUGCAGAGACCGAUGGCCACUCACCCAGACAAGGCCAAACUUGACUGGAUCAACAAUAGAUAUAACAGCACAUCAGGUUCCCCAUCAGUUUCCAAUAGUAAUGCCAUUGGAAUUCUUCCAAGCUAUCAGGACCUGGUGGAGGACCACUUUCGUAAACCACAUGCAUUUGCUAAACCAGGGCAAUCUUUUCAACCACAAUCCAGACACCAAGAUGUGCAUUUGGUUCAGUUAACAGCCGUGUCACCCGUACAAGGACAACAGGCAGUGGAGAACAAGCAAGAAAGUUUUGCUGUGCCAGCACCAUUAGACAACAAACUUACAGGUUGUACAUCGGGGGCUGGAGGUGGAACCUUUAGGUGCCGCAGUGUGAGCCCCGCUGUUCGUCAGCGGAACCUAAGUGGCACCUCUGUGCAAACCAACUCUACUCCAAGGUCCGUUAUUUCACCGUUCAAUUCUCCCAUAACUCAAGAGGUUCUUAACAUCCUUUCUAACAGUCAUUCGGUGGUCACUGCCAACAGCAUGGCCCAAAGGAGCCAGUCAGUACCACUAAGCAUAAUGAUGCAGUCUGAGAUGUUGCCAAUUAGCCAACAGGGACAGCAGAGUAAUAGUGCCAAGAUAACCAGUGUGCUUUUGAGUAAAAUGGAUGGAGAUGGGGAUGAUACAGUGCGUGGGUUGGGUGUGAAUAAUAUGCCCUCCAAGUACACAGCCCGAAUGAACCUGACACAGAUCUUGGAGACUACACAGGCCUUUUCAGAAGGCACUAACCUUCAUGGUCAGCAGCUGUCUGUUUGCUCAAGUCCUUCACAGUUUGACUUCCAGAAGCCUGGUUUCCUCAUAAGCACUGGAGAUGAAUCUGUUACUUUCUCUAGUGAUGACCAAGCACAAUCGGUCUCUGGGCUACAAGAGCAGCAGCUUCAACUACAGGACCAACAGUUGGAACUACAGGAUCAACAGUUGUUGCAAGAUCAACAGUUGCAACUUCAGGAACAACCAUUGCAACUCCAGGACCAACAAUUGGAAUUACAAGACCAACAUUUACAAUUACAACACCAACAAUUGCAGCUACAAGACCAACAGCAGCUACAACAUGAUCCAGACCUCAGCCAGCAGCAGCUGCUGUCUCAAACGUCACAACAAAACGAACAGCAGCAGCACGAGCACCUGGACUUUAACAGCACCGUCAAGGACCUCUUGGGGGAGGAUGGCCUCAAUCCCAGCUCCCAACUUGUUGGGCAGGUGGCAUCAGAACUAAGUGCAGUAGCAUCUGACUUUUCUAGUGAAAUUCGUUUAACCUCUGACCUUUCUGGUAGCAUCAAUGACCUGAACACUUUGGAUCCUAACCUUUUGUUUGAUCCGAGUCAGCAACAGGACCAAUAUGAAGACGCCACACUGGAGGAGCUGAAGAACGACCCGUUGUUUCAGCAGAUAUGCAGUGACACUGUGAAUUCUGCUGGAUUUGACUGGUUGGAGAACAAAGACCAACCAACAGUGGAAAUGUUAGGUUAGUGUUGUUUUUCUUUUGUGUUUAUGUCGUGGUUGUAGCUGUUUGUCACUAUUUAUGGUUUCUGUUGAUUGUCCCAUUUUGUUUUUGUGACUGUUCUUUGUUUUUUAAUGUGAUUUGUUCACUGCAUCAACACACUGGAUCGCUCAGUCCAGUGGAAAGUGCCAGUCUUACCCGAAUUGUUCGUUUAUAGGAUUGUGCUUUUUUUUUAAAAAAAAUAAUUAUUAUUUAUUUUUUGUUUAUAAAACCAGUUCAUUCCAGUUUCCUCAUCCAGACAUUUCUGUGUCUAUAGUUUACCAUUUCUUUCUUGUGGCUACGAAUCAGCUGACCCCAAUGUGCAUACGUUUUUUUUGUUAUGUUUUGUUUUUAUUACGGUAAUACGAGGUUAUAUUACCGAUUUACAGACAUUUUAAAACAGUUUGUUUUUACUUUAACAUCUGUUCAUGCAUUGACAUUUUAAAUAUCCCGUUCCCACGAAUCGUAAGCGAUCCGAAACUCGAUGCAAUAUUUUUGCAUGAUGAAUCACCAAGUUUUUAAAUGUCUUGCAUAUGCAUUGUGAUUGGCUUUGUGAGGAUGUGGGAAAAGGAGUUUCCUCGAUUUUAUAUCAUGACUGAAUUCGCCAUCACUUCUGCAUAUCUUAACUGUCAGUCAAAUGAAAAGAUUUAGGUGCUAACAGGUGCUCAAUAAAAGUAACUCGCGUCGGCCAAAUUAUUUUCGCUAACUACGUUCUAUCUAAUAUAUAGAAAAUUAGGAAACUUAAUAAAAGGCCAUAUUAAUUGUACUGUUAAACAGAAGGGUAACGAAGAGGAUUACGUUUUGCUGUUUCUACAAUGUUUUCAAAAAGAAGUGAAUAUUAAACGAGGGAGAUUUAAUCUGCCUUAUUUUCAAAAUCCUAAGGCUUAGGCUUUAAAGGUGCGGAAAGGUUUUUAAAGAGCCUCGCCGCUUUUCCGAAUCAAUCUGUAUACGUAAGCUUGGCUUUUUUUUUAAUUUUUUUGUUAUCGUGAAUUAUUGACGUCGUUUCAAACGCAUCCCUUAAAGUUAGUAUAUUUUAACAUUCCGCACGGAUUCACUCCACGUUUCGUUUCCGGUUAACGGCUGACAAAACGACGACGGUAUCGUAAAGGAACGGCCAAAUUCUAGCGAAGGCUACGUCUCGUGACAACACGUCCAACCUGCUAGGAAUUCCGAUCUAAAAUCCAUACCAAAGAACCGCUUUUGAAAAAUAAAUAAAUAAAUAAGCGCUUGAGAUUUGUUCCAUUCAUCUCCAAAUUAACAUAAUUCUUGAAGGUUGGUUUUGGUGAAUAAAACAGGGUUUUACGGUACUUGAUCUUCGGGUUGGAUUAUAUUUGUGUACAGUAUGUAUAUGGCAAAUGUAUCUGAUGUACAGGUAAUUAUGGAUGGUAAGCAUGUUGUCCAAAGUCAUUUUAAUGGAUUCAUGAAAGCUUAAUUUGGCUAUCUGUAGUCGCUAUUAUUAUUAUUAAUGCCCCAUGUGUAAAAAUGACAUCAUUUUAUCAAUCCACUGUCUUAAAGUGAUGAUUUUUUAGGUCCGAGCACCCUCGAAAAAAAAACAAAAGAAGAAAUGUUACAUUGCUCUUAUUGAAUCUAUAGCCAGCACAAUAUGCUGCGUGUCGUUUUUUGGCUUUUCGUGUAGUGCAAGUAAAUGCUGUCUGUUUUGGUCUCUAGCUUGAUGUGCCAUGUUCUUUAGAGAGUCUGUCGGUCUCUGCUUUACAGACGUGACGUAUACAGGAGAGAGGAGAAGACGCAUGGUUUAUAUAUAUAUAUAUAUAUAUAUAUAUAUAUAUAUAUAUAUAUAAAUAAAAAGAAAAAAGACGAAUAGUCGUAUAGUAAAUGUUCAUUUUAUCGUGACAGACAGACGUGUCGCGCAGAGAACCCUGGAGUUGGCAGGCACUGGAAAUUCAAUAGUUUAUGAUUCAGCAAUCUUGGGAAGGUCGCUUUAUUGCACUAAAGAUUUUCCUUUUUUUUUUGUAACCAUGCCUUUGUGAAGACAUUUAAAAAAAAAAAAAAAAAAAAAAAGGAGAAAAUGGAACAAUUGAAGCUAGCAAAAAAAUUUUUUUUUUUUUUUUUUUUUUCUCAAAGGUAAAUUUACAAAAGGGGAAUUGCAUAUGACCUGGAAAAUUACAAUGAAUUUAUUGCCUUGUGUAGCAAUGUGCACUAAUCUCAAUGAGAUACACGUUUUACUCGUUCUCAUCCACGAGAAUAAGAAAGAUAAAAGCAAACAAAAUCGAACCUUAUUAAAAGUGAAUAAAAGAGAACAUACUUCACUGUUAUUCGACGAUUGUACGUGCGCAUGUUUGUUGAACUAUCUAUCGUAGUACGUGUUGUGACCACUCCCUUCACAAAAAAAAAAAAAAAUGGGACUGGUUGUGUUGACCAGAGGAAAACAAUGAAAUGAAAAAAGAAGAAGAAGAAAAAAAUCUAGUGUUAUUUUGAAUAAAAAACCAAAUUUUUUUUUUUUGCUAAGUUAAUAUCGUUCUAUACGUUUUUAGUUCACGAACGUGUUCUUUUUUUCAUACAUUUCUAAUUUUUUUUAAAUAUUUUUAUUUUAUUUGUUUUUUACAAAAAAAAAUGCCGUUGUGAAGAAGACUGUAAAUAUUUUUUCUAUGUUCUGACAUUUAUCAAGGCACUGAUUUAUUUACUUUUUUUAUUUCACGAAGGAAAAAAAUCAAAACCUUACUUUUUUUGAUACACAGAAGUUUCAUCAAACAUCAAGUCUAAUGCUGUAUUUCUGACUGGUCUGAUGGAGGGGAAAUGUGUUUUCUUUCUGUCUAUUUGAAACAGUAGAAUCUUUGUGUGCUGUUGUCUGGUGUACUGCUCAAUGUACAGUAGCUUGUUAAUAUUGCCGACACAUUUUAGCAAUGUUUCUUUCUCUUUUUUUCAAUGGAAAGUACUCACAGGUGAGAUUUUCUAAGUGGUUUUAAAAGCCAAUAAAGAUUUUUAAGUAA
This is a messenger RNA of Tachysurus fulvidraco (yellow catfish), 9412 nucleotides long. Its product is annotated as DNA-binding protein RFX7. The transcript has 9 exons. Gene Ontology annotation, biological process: regulation of transcription by RNA polymerase II. Gene Ontology annotation, molecular function: DNA-binding transcription factor activity, RNA polymerase II-specific; RNA polymerase II cis-regulatory region sequence-specific DNA binding. Lineage: Eukaryota; Metazoa; Chordata; Actinopteri; Siluriformes; Bagridae. The record is from RefSeq and is a predicted model, not a curated record. The coding region runs from base 2123 to 6454 and encodes 1443 amino acids.